AUGUCUAAUACAACAGUAGAUAAUGAUAAAUCAAGUCAAAUCACCAUUUUACGUAUCAAACGUAAAAGAACCGAAGAACCUCUAGACGCUUUACUAUCAGCCACUGCUCUUCCUACUUUAUUUCGUUUAGCCGAAACUGUUGAACAAAAGAGUUUUUCGAAUUUUGAUGAAGCAAAGAAAUUAAAAGAUCGUAUCUCUAGACGUAUUCAACCUGGUUCAAGUCGACCUCAAACCCCUACUUUAGAGGAUAGAAAAGAUCGUUUAGUAAAAGAACAAAGGUGUUCAAAGUUCUUCAGAACUAGCUACAAAGGAUUUGUUUCAAAUGUAUGA
This is a messenger RNA of Cokeromyces recurvatus, 330 nucleotides long. RefSeq lists its product as uncharacterized. The coding region runs from base 1 to 330 and encodes 109 amino acids. The record is from RefSeq and is a predicted model, not a curated record. The transcript is spliced from 4 exons. Lineage: Eukaryota; Fungi; Mucoromycota; Mucoromycetes; Mucorales; Mucoraceae.